UAAGAUAUUGACGAAUUAAAUAAUCUAGUUUUACGUGUGGGUUAUGGCGCUGGUCAGUGGAACAUAUCGGAAAAUAAACAGGCGAUUGGUCGAAAUUGCUUCCCUAAUUAUGUCACACAAGGCUGCAGUCUACCUGUCAUCAAAAUCGGCCCAAAGCCAAUCUUCCACAAGCUGACAGCUCAGUGUUUUCACAAUUUGAAGAAAUGUCGAAGAGAAAUUACCCCUCUCUGAAUAUUCUGCAAUUAAAACUCAAGUAGUUAAUGAGACCUCUUCACCUUUUGGUUGCCCCGGGCAGGCGUUUGUGUCGAACUUAGUCUUUUAAUUGCUGUUAUUAAAUAAAUCAAUCCCCUUUCCCUGGGACUUGGAGCGGCUUUUGAUUGGCGUGUGAAAUUGGUGUGUUGGGGUUGAAGCGCGGCGCAGGGAGCAUUGCUGAAUCACAAAUGCAGAUCUCAAGAACAUAAUGCACAUUGGAUAACUAUUACUUCAAGUGCUGCCUGUUUUUGUAAGUAAUGACUAGGCUAUCCUUCCUUUUUAAAUGUCAUUUCGGUAAUAGCUGGGGUUGUCAUGGUGAAAUGUGAAAGGCAUGAUAUUUAUGGGAUGUAGCAGGGGGCUUUUAAGGCAGCUGCGAAGUGUCUGACAGACCAAAUUCCCCCUUCCCACCGUAUAGCUUCUCGCCAUGUGUGAAGACUGCAAAGGAGGCGAAGAGCUGCUAGGCAAAUGCACUGAAGACAGGAGAAAAACUAUAAUGGGCGCCCCGGUGGAGGUUUUGGAUGAGGACUCGUCGUCACUGCAGGCGAUGGCAUCUGCGCCUCUGUUAGGCAGAAAUGUCUGUGCAAGCUGCAACGAGGAAAUUGUGGAUAAAUAUUUAUUAAAGGUUAACGACUUGUGCUGGCAUGUGCGUUGUCUCUCCUGCAGUGUGUGCCAGACUUCACUUGGCAGCCACACAAGUUGUUACAUCAAAGAAAAAGAGGUUUUCUGCAAACUGGAUUACUUUAGACGGUACGGCACCUGGUGCGCGUGCUGCGGCCGCAACAUCCACUCCACAGACUGGGUCCGCCGGGCCAAGGGCAACGUGUACCACCUGGCCUGCUUCGCCUGCUACUCGUGCAAGCGGCAGCUGUCCACCGGGGAGGAGUUCGCCCUGGUGGAGGAGAAGGUGCUCUGCCGGGUGCACUACGACUGCAUGCUGGACAACCUCAAGCGCGCCGUGGAGAAAGGUGAGCCGGCCCGGGGGGCACCAGCAGGCCCGGCAUGGCGGCCAGGGCGCCCGGGCUUAGCUUCUUUAUCUACCCGAGGUGCAGGAAACAGUGUUAAUGUGGAGGGGGCCAUGCCCACUGAACAGGAGAUUAACCAGCCCAAACCCUCCAAGAGAGCGCGGACCAGCUUCACUGCGGACCAGCUGCAGGUGAUGCAGGCCCAGUUUGCCCAGGACAACAACCCAGACGCCCAGACGCUGCAGAAAUUGGCCGAGCAGACAGGCCUCAGUAGGAGAGUAAUACAGGUGUGGUUCCAGAACUGCAGAGCACGCCACAAGAAGCACGUGAGCCCCAACCACACCUCCAGCACCCCCAUGACCUCGCUGCAGCCCAGCCGCCUGUCCCAGCCCACCCCCACCCCCGAGGAGCUGCAGUACACCGCCUACGGAGGGCCGGAGGGGUCCAUGCUCUCCGCACUGCACUCCUUCAUGGACGUACACUCCCCUCCAUCCAUGCUCUUCCAACCGCUGCUGCCAGCCCACACCUUGACCUCCCUGCCCGUGUCCCAUGCCUGAGCUGCUCGCACACACGCACACACACACACACACACACACACACACACACACACACACACACACACACACACACACACACACACACACACACACACACACACACACACACACACACACACACACAUACACAGAGACACACACAGACAUACACACAGCAGCCUCAGAUACCAGCGACCCUGUUUUUGAACACAGUCUCUCCAGAUAGUUCAUCAACACCCCACAGUAUUCACAAUAUUUGUUGAUAUGCAUUUUCAGGCAAUGGCAAGACAGACAUUUUCCAUAAACCAUAAAUCUUCUCUUGAACUCCUGGUACACUCAUUACAUGUUUAUAUUCUUUGCAAGCAUUUCAUUCACUGUAAGCAUAUUAUGGAUGACUAUAAUUUCCAGUGCUAAAUGUACUGUAUUAUGUGGAAAAGGAAAGAUUUCAGUGUACCUCAUAGGAUUCUGAGAUAUGGCAUCAUAGGACAAUGUUUCUUUGUGUACUUGUUGCAAAGUGCCACAGUUUGACAUUUCUACUGUAAGUGAAAGCCACCAGACCUAAACUGCCAUUUGAAAAUAAUGUCAACAUGUUAUGAAGAUGAAUUUGAAAUGAUUUUUUUGUAUAGCAGUGUUUCAGUAUUGCAGUUUAAUUUAUUUAUUGUAUGUCUUUGAGAUGUCCGUUUUGAAAUAAAUGUCUAAUUUAAGAAAAAACGGGAGAUUUCACUGAAUAGAAACGUUACACAACAAAUUACAUCCAGUGCCAGCUG
This is a messenger RNA of Myripristis murdjan (pinecone soldierfish), 2517 nucleotides long. RefSeq names its product LIM/homeobox protein Lhx8. Gene Ontology annotation, biological process: forebrain neuron development; regulation of transcription by RNA polymerase II; neuron differentiation. Gene Ontology annotation, molecular function: RNA polymerase II transcription regulatory region sequence-specific DNA binding; DNA-binding transcription factor activity, RNA polymerase II-specific. NCBI's taxonomy places the organism in Eukaryota, Metazoa, Chordata, Actinopteri, Holocentriformes, Holocentridae. The coding region runs from base 677 to 1771 and encodes 364 amino acids. The record is from RefSeq and is a predicted model, not a curated record. The transcript has 8 exons. Gene Ontology annotation, cellular component: nucleus.